AUGGCAACUCGAAAGAAGUUAGUUAUCGUCGGGGACGGAACCUGUGGAAAGACCUGCCUCCUGAUCGUCUUUUCCAAGGACGAGUUCCCAGAAGUCUACGUCCCAACCGUCUUCGAGAACUACGUCGCCGACAUCGAAGUCGAAGGCCGCCAGGUUGAACUGGCACUGUGGGAUACCGCUGGCCAGGAAGACUACGACCGACUGCGUCCUCUCUCUUAUCCCGAUACAGACGUCAUUCUUAUGUGUUUCUCGAUUGAUUCGCCAGACUCGCUCCAAAACAUUCCCGAAAAGUGGGUUCCCGAAGUGAAGCACUUUUGUCCCAACGUUCCUAUCGUUCUCGUCGGCAACAAGAAGGACUUAAGAAACAGUGGCGGCAAGUUCGUUUCAACACAAGAAGGAAAUCAAAUGGCGACCAGGAUCGGUGCUACUUCCUACGUCGAGUGCUCCGCUUUGACUAAAGAACGCGUGCGAGACGUGUUCGAAAUCGCGACCAAGGCGUCGCUGAGCAGAAAGCGCCAGAAAAGAAGAAAGCGUCGACCUGCACGACACUCUAACAGUCUGUUAUUUUCCCCGGCGAUCGUCGUCUCUCUCGAUCGUCCUCUAAAAACACGAACUCACCUACCCACCACCACCAUCGGCUCCAGCAGGAAAACACACAGCAACUGGAAUAUAAAAAAACUCCUUUCUCGUCUCUGCGCUACUAUGUGA
Molecule: messenger RNA, 708 nt
Organism: Oikopleura dioica
Lineage: Eukaryota; Metazoa; Chordata; Appendicularia; Copelata; Oikopleuridae
Source: the annotation of a GenBank genome assembly